Molecule: messenger RNA, 2871 nt
Organism: Dioszegia hungarica
Lineage: Eukaryota; Fungi; Basidiomycota; Tremellomycetes; Tremellales; Bulleribasidiaceae
Product: fungal-specific transcription factor domain-containing protein
Exons: 9
Coding region: 1-2871 (956 amino acids)
Biological process (GO): DNA-templated transcription; positive regulation of transcription by RNA polymerase II
Molecular function (GO): zinc ion binding; sequence-specific DNA binding; DNA-binding transcription factor activity, RNA polymerase II-specific
Source: RefSeq, a predicted model, not a curated record
AUGCCGGCCGACCGGAGAACGUCCGAGGGUCCCACCUCCUACACCCCCUACCCUCCCCCUUCCCCUUCGUCUCCACCUACCUUCCAGACCCCUGCCAUCCCCCAGCGCCCGCCAGCGUCCAGCCGUGGCUCCAAAGGCUCCAACAAGCGGAAAGCUGCAUCCCCUCCGCGGUCUCUCGCCGACUAUGCCGACCGAGAAGCCAGCCCCUCGGCUGCUGCUGCGACAGCCUCGGUCGACCAGGGGUCGUACAAGGUAGCAAGAGCCAUCUCAUCCUGUACGCGGUGUCGGACGAGAAAGCAGAAGUGCGAUGGGCUGCUACCGAGGUGCUCGGCGUGCGAGAGGGCCAAGGUGGAAUGUAUUGGGUUUGACGCGAUAUCAAAGACCAACAUUUCUAGAAACCAUCUCCACACACUCGAACAAGAAGUAAUCCAGCUCCGUGCUCAAGUCGCGGCGCUUCGGUCCGGCCACCCCGACCCCGGUGCGUCCCAGCGACGCGAAUCACUCAGCCUCGCGAUAGACCCGGCUCUAUCAUCCGACAUUGACCCUGCCCUUCGAUCCUCCUUCUCCCCCUCGUCGAGCGUACAUCAAAGGCGUCACUCGGAGUUCUCACAUGGCGGAGACCGCUCGCCCAGCCUCAGCAGCGCCAUGAACCCCAAGAAUCACAGCUUGACGCGGAUGGUACAUGACGCUGCCCUUCGCACUGGGCAUGCCAUCAACCAAACCAAUGCCAACGCAGCCUUCAACGUGUCGGGACCGUUCGGAUCCCACUCGGACAAGGGGUCGGUGCACUCGGGCCAUGAAGGCGAGUAUGGUCACGGGAGUCCGGACCGCUUCCACGCUCCUCAGCGGUCGGGGAGUACCGGCUCGCGUUUAAGUAAUAUGGCGCCGCAGAGACCGGCUUCGGCGCAAGCUCCAGGCAGCGGAAAGGGCAAGGUCAGGCAGUUUGCUAUACCGCCUCUGCCGCCGCAACCGGCGGUGGAGCGGCUCGUGGCGGCGUAUGUCGACUUUGUGGGGGUGACUGCACCGAUCGUCCAUAUUCCUACCUUGGGAAGGCAGUUGACCAAGAUUCGAGAGGGGAACGACGUGGAGGAGAGCGAUGUGUUUGUCGUGAUGAUGGUGCUGGCUCUGAGUACAAUGGCUUCUGCUCGAUUUGUCGAUCCGCCAGACGAGCUCCGGGCCUGCUCUGAAGCCUUCCACGCUGAGGCGAUGAAGCAUCUUGAUGCGGUCUUCGACGAGGGAUCUUACGUCGGCCUCCAAGCGAUCCUCCUGCUCAUCUGGUACUCCCUUCUCAACCCCGAAAAAGGCUCAAUAUGGUACCUGGUCGGUCUCGCCACCCGAACCUGCGUCGACAUGGGCUACCACAACGAGCACAAUGCGCAGAUCGAGCAACUCGACGCGCUCGAGAUUGAUAUGCGCCGAAGGCUGUUCUGGGUCGCGUACAAGAUGGAUCGGCUCUUGAGUCAGUCUUUGGGUCGGCCGCCUAGUAUCCCCGAUGGGUUUAUCAAUGUCCCUCUCCCAUCUGCUCUGCACGACGUUGAUAUCCACUCGAACCACUUUGGACCCCCAACAGGCGAUGCCUGCGCCUACAAAGCCAACUUCAUCCACACCAUCAAGAUCCGGCAGCUCCAGUCUGAAAUCCUCACCAAUACGUACGGUACCCACGGGAUCGACCAGGUACCUACGCAGGAAUGGUUUGAUGAUUGCUACGACAGGCUCAAGGCUUGGCUGGCGGCGGCGCCGGAUCCGAGGGGGACAAUGAGCGCUGAGGGGUAUGCGAUUAGCUUCCACAACUCCACUCUCCUUUUGUACCGGCCAAGUUCGGGAAACCCUCGUCCGGAUCGGAAGGCGCUCUCGGCGGUACUGGCGAGUUCUAGCUAUAUCAUCCGGAUCUAUCGCAGGAUGCAGCUCAACAACCGGAUCUCGUGGUUGUGGAUGACGAGUCACUUCUCAUUCAUGGCUGGGUUGUCCUUUUUGUACGCCUUUUUGAACCUGCACACUAUGGGUGGGGGAGAAGGGGUUCCGACUCUGGAGGAGGCGAUGUUGGAUGUGGAGUCGUGCUUGUCCACGCUGGAGUAUCUCUCUCCUCGAGUACCCUCCGCUGGAGCAUGCCACGACACUAUGCGCACCCUCUCCCAGGCGAUCCUCGAACAGCUCGCCGCUCCGUCCGCUUCCCGCUCGGCCACCGUUUCUGCCGCUGCGACCUUGCGCAAUCUCUCUCGAGCAGCACCGGUAUCGUCAUCCCGUGACGACCCCCUUCCCAACUCCGACUACCUCGCCCCCCUUCCUUCCGUCACGCUCCCAUAUGAGCUAUCCCUUCUCGACAACCUUUUCGUCAACCCCAUGGCGACCCAUCAGAAGGCUUCGGACUACACAAACGGCGCCAAGACACGCGCGGUGUCCGCCGAAGUCCGCAGCUCUAUGGCUACGCUGUACAAUCAGCACGCCAACCCAGGCGUCAAUACUGCCAAUCUCAUCAACAGCGGUCCUUCAUCCGGCUUUGGGAAUGGCAUCCGGCCAUACUCGCUCGCUGCGCAGGUCAGGGCGGGGUAUACCGACUGCCCGACCAUCGAGCAGAGUCUCGCAGGUGUCGAGGGCACGAGGCAGGGCCAGCUGAGCAGCAGUGUUGACUAUGGCCUGAACGGCAAUGGCAAUAACACUGGGAGUGGAGAGAUGGACACAUUGGGCGAUCUGGGGAUCCUGCUCGGCGCGAUGGAUGGGCAAGAGGCGUCAGAGGCGGCGGCACAGGCGCUUCAGGCGCAGGCGCAGCAUGGGGUCCAGGUGGAUAGUGCGCAAAACUUUGAUUUCUUUAGUUUCUUGGAUGAGGGGUUCGGGCAGGAUGCGGGGCUGGAUGGGAUGGCGUUGUGGAGUUAG